Messenger RNA from Carlito syrichta (Philippine tarsier), 1471 nucleotides. Its product is annotated as carnitine O-palmitoyltransferase 1, liver isoform. Gene Ontology annotation, cellular component: mitochondrion. The transcript is spliced from 11 exons. The record is from RefSeq and is a predicted model, not a curated record. NCBI's taxonomy places the organism in Eukaryota, Metazoa, Chordata, Mammalia, Primates, Tarsiidae. Gene Ontology annotation, biological process: carnitine metabolic process; fatty acid metabolic process. Bases 50 to 1441 code for a protein of 463 amino acids. Gene Ontology annotation, molecular function: carnitine O-palmitoyltransferase activity.
UCGUCUUUUGGGGUCCACCAUCCCACUCUGUUCCGCUCAGUGGGAGCGAAUGUUUAAUACAUCUCGAAUCCCGGGAGAAGAAACAGACACCAUCCAGCACAUCAAGGACAGCAAGCACAUCGUCGUGUACCACAGGGGACGCUACUUCAAGGUCUGGCUGUACCACGACGGGCGGCUGCUGAGGCCACGGGAGAUCGAACAACAGAUGCAGAAGAUCCUGGAUGACCCGUCGGAACCUCAGCCGGGGGAGGCCAGGCUGGCGGCCCUCACCGCAGGGGACAGAGUCCCCUGGGCCAAGUGUCGCCAGGCCUAUUUCGGACGGGGGAAAAAUAAGCAGUCUCUUGACGCCGUCGAAAAAGCAGCUUUCUUUGUGACGUUGGAUGAGACCAAACAAGGAUAUAGGAAAGAGGACCCAGACACGUCGAUGGACAGCUACGCCAAGUCUCUGCUGCACGGCAGGUGUUUUGACAGGUGGUUUGACAAGUCAUUCACGUUCGUGGUCUUCAAGAACGGGAAGAUGGGAAUGAAUGCGGAGCACUCCUGGGCUGACGCACCCAUCAUCGGCCACCUCUGGGAGUACGUCAUGGCCACUGAUAGCUUCCAGCUGGGCUAUGCAGAAGACGGACACUGUAAGGGAGACACCAACCCGAACAUUCUGUACCCCACCCGGCUACAGUGGGACAUCCCGGAGGAGUGUCAAGAGGCCAUCGAGACCGCCCUGAGCAGCGCCAGCCUCCUGGCCGACGACGUGGACUUCCACUCCUUCCCGUUCGACACCUUCGGGAAAGGUGUCAUCAAGAAGUGCCGCACCAGCCCCGACGCCUUCGUGCAGCUCGCGCUCCAGCUGGCCCACUACAAGGACAUGGGCAAAUUCUGCCUCACGUACGAGGCCUCCAUGACCCGGCUCUUCCGAGAGGGGAGGACAGAGACCGUGCGCUCCUGCACCACCGAGUCGUGCAGCUUCGUGCAGGCCAUGGUGGACCCGGGCCAGACGGUGGCUCAGAGGCUCAAGUUAUUCAAGGCGGCCUCCGAGAAGCAUCAGCUCCUGUACCGACUGGCCAUGACUGGUGCCGGGAUCGACCGACACCUGUUCUGCCUUUACGUCGUGUCCAAGUAUCUGGCCGUGGACUCGCCUUUCCUGAAGGAAGUUUUGUCUGAGCCUUGGAGACUGUCGACCAGCCAGACCCCCCAGCAGCAAGUGGAGCUGUUUGAUUUGGAGAACAACCCCGAGUACGUGUCCAGUGGAGGCGGCUUCGGGCCGGUUGCUGAUGACGGCUAUGGUGUGUCAUACAUUCUUGUGGGUGAGAACCUCAUCAAUUUCCAUAUUUCUUCCAAGUUCUCUUGCCCUGAGACGGAUUCCCACCGCUUCGGAAAGCAUCUGAAACAGGCAAUGACUGACAUCAUCACUUUGUUCGGGCUCAGUACUAAUUCCAAAAAUUAAUUCCGUGAGAGCUGCCGUGGAGGAAAAUGA